Messenger RNA from Necator americanus (New World hookworm), 459 nucleotides. RefSeq lists its product as uncharacterized. Lineage: Eukaryota; Metazoa; Nematoda; Chromadorea; Rhabditida; Ancylostomatidae. The record is from RefSeq and is a predicted model, not a curated record. The coding region runs from base 1 to 459 and encodes 152 amino acids. The transcript has a single exon.
AUGAAUGCAGAACAAAAUUCCGCCAGCGUGUGUCUAUUCAUGUUGGAGUUUGGACCAGGAAGAAGCGAUGCGGAUUCCUUCACAAAGUGCAUUCAGGACGCUGCAAGGGAAACGCUCCCGGUUCUAUUGCCGCAGCAGAAGUUUGCCUUUGCAUCUGCGGAAACAAAAUCCACAUACAAUUCUGUAUGUGUCGCGCGCAGCGCUGGUGACUUCAACCAGGAAAAGCGUCUUAGAAGGAAGCUGCGUCGUCAACGGCAACAAAACCGCGAUAAUGAGUGGACGUCAAGAGCGAUGGAGUUUGAAAAGGCGUGGGAGGACAGGAACCCGCCGAAAGCCUAUGCUCUACUAAAACAGUAUAGCGGCAAAAUGAAAAGAUGUUCUCCUGUCCUCAACACUGCCAGUGGAGUAGCUGUCGGUGAAGCAACCCUUCCAAUUUGGAACACUUCAAGACCUUGCUGA